Budorcas taxicolor (takin) is the source of this 588-nucleotide messenger RNA. RefSeq names its product neurensin 1 (gene NRSN1). The record is from RefSeq and is a predicted model, not a curated record. Bases 1 to 588 code for a protein of 195 amino acids. Gene Ontology annotation, biological process: nervous system development. Gene Ontology annotation, cellular component: neuron projection; transport vesicle; neuronal cell body. Lineage: Eukaryota; Metazoa; Chordata; Mammalia; Artiodactyla; Bovidae. The transcript has 2 exons.
AUGAGUUCUUGCAGCAACGUCUGUGGGUCCAGGCAGGCACAGGCUGCUACAGAGGCCGGGCGCCAGCGCUACGGAGUCCGGUCCUACCUGCACCAGUUUUAUGAGGACUGUACCACUUCCAUCUGGGAGUAUGAGGAUGAUUUCCAGAUCCAGAGAUCACCCAACAGGUGGAGCUCAGUAUUCUGGAAGGUCGGACUCAUCUCGGGCACAGUCUUCGUGAUUCUCGGAUUGACUGUCUUGGCAGUGGGCUUUCUUGUGCCCCCCAAAAUCGAAGCCUUUGGCGAGGCCAACUUCGUGGUGGUGGACACGCACGCUGUCCAGUUUAACGGAGCCCUUGACAUGUGCCAGCUGGCGGGCGCUGUGCUCUUCUGCAUAGGGGGCACAUCCAUGGCAGGGUGCCUGCUGAUGUCAGUGUUAGCAAAAAGCUACUCCAAAGAAGAGAAAUUCCUUCAGCAAAGGUUUAAAGAGCGAAUCGCAGACAUCAAGGCCCACACUCAGCCCAUCACAAGAGCUCCAGGCCCGGGAGAAACAAAGAUACCAGUCACUUUGUCCAGGGUUCACAAUGUCCAGCCCUUAGCGGCAACCUGA